This is a messenger RNA of Dictyostelium purpureum, 2005 nucleotides long. RefSeq lists its product as uncharacterized. NCBI's taxonomy places the organism in Eukaryota, Evosea, Eumycetozoa, Dictyosteliales, Dictyosteliaceae. Bases 193 to 1809 code for a protein of 538 amino acids. The record is from RefSeq and is a predicted model, not a curated record. The transcript has a single exon.
UAUAAAAUAAAAUAUUUUUAAAAAAAACAUAUAUAACAAUACUUCAAUAUAGAAUUCCAAAGAAAACUAAAUAAUAAUAAUUAUUUAUAAUUAAUAUUAUUAGCCCCAAAAAAAGAUUAUAAUUUUAUAAUAUAUAUAUUAAAAUUUAAUCAAAUAAUAUAAUUUAUUAUUAUAAUAUAUGAUUUAAAAAUUAUGUUAUCAACACAUCAAGGUCAUUCUAGUUCAUCAAAUUCAUCACCAUCAAACCAUAUUGGUUCAUCAGAUAUUUCGCACAACAAUAUGUCCUCAUCACUACCCCUACCAUUACCAUCCAUAUUUACACAAAAUCAAAUGAAUCCCCCACUUUUGUUUCCCCCAACAUCAUCACUUUUGGGUGGUUCAUCAAGCCCCGCAUUUUUAUUACCAUCGUCAUCUAUGAUGAAUUCAAAUGUAUUCCCACCACAUGAUACCCAAUAUCCAGAUAUGCCAAACAUGGUAGAUCAAUUUCAAAUUCACCAACAACAUCCACACUAUAACUACCAAUACCAACUAAUGUUUAUGCAACAACAACAACAAGCUCAACAACAAGCCCAACAUCAACACCAACAAGUUCCACACCAUCACCAACAACAAACUCAUCAUCAUCAACAACACCAACCAUCACCACAACAAAACCAACAACAAGUUCAACAACAUCAUUCCCACCAACAAUUAUUACAACAACAACAACAACAACACCAACAACAACAACAACAAACCCAACAACAACAACAUUUAAACCCCACACAUCACCAAAUAAAUAAUUUAACAGCUCAAUCCAAUACACCAUCACCAUCAACCAAAGGAAAAAGAAAGCACCAUGAAUCCUCAUCGAAUUCAGAGAAAAAGGAUAGCUCCAAUGGUACAAUCCCAAAAUGUACUCGUUGUAAUGAAAGUGCAUCAUGGAAACACGACAAAAGAAGAUGGUGGUGCAAGGAAUGUAAAAAAGCAUUUACUCCAGGUAUCACCAAAAUGCAACAAGUUCCACAACAAGUUCAACUACAACCAUUACAAAAUCACGCUCAAAUGAUUCCACAAUUAUGGGAGUCAAAUAGUUCUCAAAACACACCACCAACCCAAGCAAUAAGCAAUGUCUUGCAAAACAGUAACAAUAGUAAUAGUAACAAUAGUAACAAUACACAAAUAACAUCCCCAUCAAUAUCCGGCCAAUGCCCACCUUGUCCACAAUGCAGAGGAGUUAGCUCUUGGAAACAUGACAAAAAACGUUAUUUCUGCAAAGAAUGUAAAAAACCAUUUACCCCAACUGGUCAAGGUUUAUCACCAUCACCAUCAUCCCCAAAGAAGAAAUCGAUCUCAUCUAAAGGUAAUACACCAAAGAAACAAUUAUCACCACCACCAUCAGUACUCCAAUCACCAGUUUUACAAUCACCACUACAAUUAAAUUUCCAAACACCAACCUAUUCACCAAAUCCAUCACUCCCAUCAAUAUCAUCAAAUAUGAAUGUUACAAUGGGUUCACUUUCUAUGAAGUCGGAUGGUAUAAAUUUAAUGGGUCUUUCACCACCAAAAUCAUCACACAAUAGUGGUAGUAGUAAUAAUAACAAUAAUCUUUUAGGCUCCAUUUCAAAUAAUGCAUUAUUGGGCAGCAGUGUAAAUUUAGCAAAUUUGGGAAAUCCAUUAAGUCAAUUAAAUAACCCAAAUAAAAAACAAAAGAAAAGAAAUGAUAAAGACCCAAAUAAUUUAAAUGAACCAGGAGUACAAGUUUUAGUAAGCGUUGAUAACUCAGUUUCACAUUCAAUUAUUUCUGAUAAUGUUUCCGAUAAUUGGUAAAGAACAAAUAAUAUUUAAUAUUUAAAUUAUUAUUUAAAUUUUUAAAAAAAACAAAAAAAAGCAAAAAAAAAAAGAUGUAAUUAUUUUAAAUAUAUAAACCAAUUAUAUCAUCCUCCUUUGAACAAAAAAAACAGCAAUGUAUAUAUGUAUAUAAUUUUAAAAACCAAAUAAAUAAAAUCAAAAUUUAAAUUUUUUC